Triticum dicoccoides is the source of this 770-nucleotide messenger RNA. RefSeq names its product heavy metal-associated isoprenylated plant protein 39-like. The record is from RefSeq and is a predicted model, not a curated record. The transcript is spliced from 2 exons. Bases 111 to 497 code for a protein of 128 amino acids. Gene Ontology annotation, molecular function: metal ion binding. NCBI's taxonomy places the organism in Eukaryota, Viridiplantae, Streptophyta, Magnoliopsida, Poales, Poaceae.
ACACCGCGCUCUCUUCCUCCCUUGCCCGUCGCCGAGACGAAGCGCCGCACGCCGUUCCGUUCCAUCCCACCAGCCAAGAGUUCGUCCGUCCCGGCUGGAUUGUUGGAUCGAUGGCCGCCAUGAAGGUGGUGCUGAAGCUGGACCUGCACGACGACAAGCAGAAGCAGAAGGCGCUCAAGCUCGUCUCCAGUCUCCACGGUAUCGACCAGAUCGCCGUCGACACCAAGGACGACAAGAUGACGGUGGUGGGCACCGUCGACCCCGUCCACAUCGUCGGCAAGCUGCGCAGCAAGCUCUUCCGCACGGCGCAGAUCCUCUCCGUCGGCCCGGCCAAGGAGGACAAGAAAGACGACGCCAAGAAGGACGACGGCAAGAAGGAGCCGACCCCUGUGUACCCGCCGUGGUACCCGCCGCCGCCGCCGUACCACUACCACUCGCACCCCUACUACCACGGCCACAGCGCCGAGGAGGAUCCCAGCUCCUGCGUCAUCUGCUGACCGAGUGCACGUUCAGUAGCUCGCCGUCCUGCCUGCCGAUCGAUCGGCUUACCUGCACCGGUGAUGGACGGCGUUCGUUAUAUACAUGACAUGACCGUGUAGGCGUGUACGUUGCGCCGGUGAUCCGGCAGCUGUGCAUCUGGUUAUGCUUAGUUUGUAACGUGUACAUACAGAAUUACAGUAUAUUGUUCAGAAAAAAAAGCAUCAAAUUGUAAAAAAAAAAGGUCUGGAGAAGGAUCAGAUAGAACUGCUGCAGUAGUUUUUUCAGAGAAA